AAAAGGUCUCAAGUCUUUGUGUUAUAAUGUGGUUGAAAAAUAUUCUCAUCGUGUUCAUUAUGUUGCGGAAACCAUGAACAUGACCACUACACAGUUAACAGGGUGGAAUUAGCCUUUAUAAAUGAAAGAAAGUGUGUAUGUAUCUAUGGGGAUUGAAUGUGAGAUGCUUGUGUAAGAGGAUAUGUACCUUGGCAUCACUACAGUAAGACUCCAGUAAAUUUCUUGUUUCAUCAACACAAGGUUAAUGAAUUUUCUUGCUGGACAUAACUUUACAGCAGUUUCUUAUAUUCUGGAAAUUUUUAUGUGAAAAAGAUUUGUGAGAUACAAUUUUAUCCUGAAAAUACCCAGUAUUGGCUUGAGGGCACCCCAUAUUCUAUUCCAAAAUAUUCCAUUGUAGAUUCUCAUCUAGUUUAUACCUGCAUUUAAUGCAUAUCAUCACAAGGAAUUAUGUUUAACUCACAAUUUUACAGCAGAAUAUUGAUAAAAUCAAGGUAGAAAAUGAUGUGGAUGUUCAGAGUGAAGAUGAUUCCGUUGACGUGAGAAAUGAUGAGGUUAACACACCAUCAGCUUUUCCCAUAAUGAAGGAUGAAUGGAAGUUUUACAGAACUGUAUGGAUUCGGUGAAAGAUGAACCUCAUUCAGACAGUGAGACUUGUCGGGAUGGAAAUCAGGUCAUCAGUGUAAAAGCUGAGGAUGUCUCAGAUAUGGAAAUUGAAGAACACUAUGUGGCAAUAACAUUUCCAGUUAUAAAGGAUGAACAGGAGAGUCCUCAGAAUGAACAUGAACUUAAGCAUGGUGGGGGACAUCCCUAUUCCUGUGUUGUAUGCAGUAAAACAUUCUGUUGGCCAAGUGUUCUAAAGCAACAUCAAUGCACACAUAGUGGAGAGCGUCCAUAUACCUGUAAUGUGUGCAAUAAGUCAUUCUGACGGAAUCAAGAUUUGAAGAUACAUAAACAUGUACAUAGUGGUGAACGCCCAUAUUCCUGUGAUGUAUGCAGUAAAACAUUCAGUGUGAAUAGUAGUCUGAGGAGACAUAAGAAAAUACAUAGCCCAGAACAUCCAUAUCCCUGUGAUGUAUGUAACAAAUCAUUCAAUCUGAGAGGUUAUCUGAAAGAACAUACACAG
Molecule: messenger RNA, 1123 nt
Organism: Zootermopsis nevadensis
Lineage: Eukaryota; Metazoa; Arthropoda; Insecta; Blattodea; Termopsidae
Source: RefSeq, a predicted model, not a curated record